AUGAUGGAUCCAGACCUCAACAAUAAGCUCGAUAGACUACUCACUCUAUUGGAAGUCCAGCUAGAGCUUACCAGGCAGGUCUCAUUCAUCAACCUGGAUGAGCAGGAUGACGUCAACUAUGAGAAGUAUGCUUCACCUACUGGGCCAAGAUAUGUCAAGACUAAGGUGGACCCCUACAGCAGGACCAGGAUGGACCCUUACCCCUUGGACCAAGAGGAGGACACCAGCAUCAUGAUGGAGAGGUUGAAGCCCAUUGCCACCCCAUUUCCAAAGUUCAAUCCCCAAGACAUGGAGAUCUUCAUUCUAGAAGCCAAAGCAUGGUUUAAGUUCAACCAGGUGUUUGAGCAGUCUAGGAUGAUCAAUCACAUGGGUGCUCAACUGGAAGGGACAGCACGAGAGUGGUGGACCUCCAAGCUCCAUAUUGAUAGAGCUAGAGAAGGAAGGUUGUUCAAUGAUUGGCACUACUUCACAGAGCGACUGUCAGAACAGUUCAACCCAUGCAAUGCUAGGAUGGAGGCAUACAACAAGCUGUUAGCUCUCAGGCUCACAAGUGAUGCUCCUGGUGCUGCCACAUGUCAUGUAGAGUGGUUCAGAGACUUGGAGGGACAGGUCAACCUAGAUGACAAUGAGCUAGUGUUUGGUCUCUUCAGAGGUAGUAUCACUCACAGCAUACAGGAGAAGUUCGAGAGGAACCCACCUGGGAAGAGAUGGGAGUGGUAUCAAGAGGUUGAGGAGAUCGAUCAACAGAGGAUGCUACUACAGCAGUCCUUGGCUAGACACUCACUCCCAAAUGCCACAUCACCUCCACUAAGAACUGGGUCUUGGCCAAUUCAAAGUUCAAUCCCCAUAUGUCAACCCACUCAACCUUAUCCAGCUUGA
Ustilago hordei is the source of this 879-nucleotide messenger RNA. RefSeq lists its product as uncharacterized. The transcript has 2 exons. The record is from RefSeq and is a predicted model, not a curated record. The coding region runs from base 1 to 879 and encodes 292 amino acids. Lineage: Eukaryota; Fungi; Basidiomycota; Ustilaginomycetes; Ustilaginales; Ustilaginaceae.